Messenger RNA from Daucus carota subsp. sativus, 2557 nucleotides. RefSeq lists its product as uncharacterized. NCBI's taxonomy places the organism in Eukaryota, Viridiplantae, Streptophyta, Magnoliopsida, Apiales, Apiaceae. The transcript has 4 exons. Gene Ontology annotation, molecular function: protein binding. The record is from RefSeq and is a predicted model, not a curated record. Bases 171 to 2438 code for a protein of 755 amino acids.
ACCCAGACCACGUCAACUCAUCAAUCCAACAUUCGCAGUAAUUAAAAAAUAACCAGAUUUCCCCUCAAGUCUAAUAAAUACCCAUGCUUUAUUACCUUCUCCUUUCUGGCUCAUCCCAACACUCACAUUAAUGCUUUUACCCCCUCACCUCUGAGGAUUCCGCUUCACCAAUGUCUUUGAAACAGGUUUAUCCGGUGGCGGACUACGGAGCUCAGGUCUCGCAGCGUCUAGUCGAUGCUGCGCACUCUAACCAUCCCAAGGUGGCGUUUGAUUGCCUCAAUGACCCCUUCGUCGAUGUUAACUUCAUCGGAACGGUAGUCUUGAGGUCCAGGAAGACGGAGAUCGUGCUGCAUGAUCACUCUGCUCUUGAAGUUUGUUUUGAGUUUGAGGAGUUUAAAACGGAGGUCACUGCUUUGUUUCUGGCUGCUAAUGCUGGAAAUGCUGCUUUCCUUAGGAAAUUACUGAGUGUUGGUGCUUGUGCAAACCAGAAACUGUUUCGGGGAUAUGCAUUGACAGCAGCAGUAAGGGAGGGCUAUAUUGGGAUAGUGGAGAUACUGCUGAAAGGAGGUGCUUCGCAGUCUGCAUGUGAAGAGGCCUUGUUGGAGGCGAGCUAUCUUGGACGUGCCAGAGCUGCUAAGCUUCUCAUGGAAGCCAGCAUGAUCCGUCCACAUGUUGCAGUUCAUGCUCUUGUUACUGCAUCCUGUAGAGGGUUUGUUGAUUUUGUUGAGACACUCAUCAAAUGUGGAGUUGAUGCCAGUGCUACAGCUCGUGUGUUGCUUCAGUCGUCGAAGCCUUCUUUGUAUGCAAAUGUUGAUUGCAACGCGCUUGUAGCUGCUAUUGUGAGUAGGCAGACUGCUGUCGUGGAGCUACUAUUGAAGCAGGUUGGUGGUGCUGGAAUCGACACUAAGGUGAGACUUGGAGCAUGGUCCUGGGACACUUCUACAGGAGAAGAGUUUCGGGUGGGAGCUGGAUUAGCUGAGCCAUACAACGCCCUCUGGUGUGCAGUUGAGUAUUUUGAAUCCAGUGGUGCUAUCUUGCGCAUGCUUCUGCAACACAUUUCCCCUGAUGUACCUCAUUUAGGUAGGACAGUCAUUCACCAUGGUAUCUUAUGUGGGAAUGCCAGGGCUGUGGAGGUGCUUUUAAGUUGUAGUGCUAAUGCAGAAUUCCCUGUCAAGACAGCCGAAAGAACAGAGUUCUUCCCUCUACAUCUGGCAGCUAGACUUGGGUCUACAAAUAUUUUGCAGCAUCUAAUCAAUGCAGGUUGCUAUCUCAAUUCAAAAUCAGAAGCCGGUGAGACAGCUAUGAUGAUCUGUGCAAGAUAUAAACAUGUCGAGUGUCUUAAACUUCUGGCAUUGGCUGAUGCUGAUUUUGGUUUGCUAAGUUCAGCGGGUGAGUGUGUCGGGUCAAUUGCUGAAUCAGUGCAGUGGACAACUGAAUUUCAGCAAGUAGUUCUAGAAGUAAUUCAAGCCGAGAAGGUUCCCUAUUCUAGCAACAUCGAUGUAUUUUUCCCUUUAAGAUAUGUUAUUCAAGCAGAUAAUACAGCAGCCUUGAGAAAACUACUGGACAAAUCUUUUACUGAUCUCGAUCAACAGGAUAAGAAUGGAUUCUCCGCUGCAAUGGUUGCUGCAGCAGGCGGUCAUGUGGAGGCUUUCCAGUUACUUGUUUAUGCUGGGGCUGAUCUAUUGCUGCUUAACAAAAAUGGGGAGACCGCUGUUAGUCUGUCAGAAGCUAACUGGAACCGUGAUGAAUUUGGAAAGAUUAUGCUUGAACAUGCUCUUGGCAAUAAAAAAAAAUGUUCUGGUGGAUUUUAUGCUUUACACCGUGCUGCACGUCAAGGCGACAUAGACUCGGUUGGGAUGCUUAUGACCAGGGGCUAUGAUUUGAACAUCCCUGAUAGUGACGGCUACACUCCUCUCAUGCUAGCAGCAAAGGAAGGACAUGGCAACAUAUGUGAGCUUCUGAUCACAUUUGGCGCGAGGCUUGAUUUUGAGAAUGCUAGGCAUGAAACAGCACUAAUACUAGCAAGGAAGAAAGGUUCGGGUAAUCAAGCAGAAGGGAUACUAUUAGAUGAGCUUGCACGAAAUCUUGUGUUAGGAGGGGCAUCUGUGAAGAAGUACCGUAAGAAAGGUAAAAGAUCCCCGCAUGGGAAGUCACUGAGAAUGAUUGAUACCGUAGGAGUAUUAAGCUGGGGUAAAUCAAGUAAGAGGAAUGUGAUUUGCAGAGGGGCUGAGGUUGGCCCAAGCUCAGGAUUCAGAUGGAACCGCAGGAAAAAGUACGAUGCUGAUAACCCUGGAAUCUUUCGUGUGAUCACUACAAAGAACAAGGAGUUUCAUUUUUUGUGUGAUGGUGGAACUAGUAUGGCUGAGUUGUGGGUUAGGGGGAUCAGUAUAGUUACUCGAGAAGCUAUAUUUGGUGGUAAACAGGAAUGUGCACAAUAAAGCAUGGUUACUUAGCUUCAAGAAACUUUUUUGUUUGUAUUAUAGAAAUUGUUCAGACUGCAAAUAGUUUUUGUACAAUUUCAACUGCAACUAAAGCCUCUGUCAAAGUUUGUUCUUCA